Pochonia chlamydosporia 170 is the source of this 429-nucleotide messenger RNA. RefSeq lists its product as hypothetical. The transcript has a single exon. The record is from RefSeq and is a predicted model, not a curated record. Bases 1 to 429 code for a protein of 142 amino acids. Lineage: Eukaryota; Fungi; Ascomycota; Sordariomycetes; Hypocreales; Clavicipitaceae.
AUGAGGAACCUAAACCCGGCAGCCAUGAGAACCGAGCCACCCUUCACUUUCACCCCUCUUCUGUUUUGUCGCAAUCUGAACGCCGAUUUCUCACCAUCGGCCUGGAAAAGAGGAGGGGAAAAAAAGGAAAGUAAAAAGAAAAAGAGCCAGGGCGGCUCAGACAGACACAGUACAGUAUUCCAAACAACUAUCGUGUCUCAUCGGUGUCUUUUUUUACUAUGCGAGACAAAGGCGAACGCUUUCCACACCCCUCCUUCAUGCUUACUUAGGAAUUUGAUGGAGCCUCCCGCUCCAGGUGCCUCGGCGAAAACCCUUCGACCAGGCUGUCAAGUCAGCCUUAGCGUUUUGCUGAGGAAGCCUGUGCUGUACUGUCAACCGAUAUUCCUCUGCGAAAAAAAAAAUGGCGGCUUCGCCCAGAAGAAGACGUAA